UGCCAAAUCUCAGACAAAAAAGGGCCAAGCAAGAGUGGGAUAUGGGACCCACCUUUAAAAGCCCCACUUUCCUCCGUCACUUUCUAACCGAAAGAUCAAAAUCAAAAUCAAAAUACCCCAAAAAAGAAAAAAAGAAAUACAUCGCAAACUAAAAUUCAUUCUUCGAACUUGGAAAAACCGGUGGUGAAUCUCUGCUCUGUUUACCGGUGACAACGCGUUCUCUCAGGCUUUUCUUCCUCGAUUUCCGAUUUCUCCUUUACUUUCAUUAAAUCCAUAAUAUCUGAAAGAUGUCUGGUCAAAACCAGCGCUUGAAUGUGGUUCCAACUGUUACAAUGCUUGGAAUCAUGAAAGCUCGGCUUGUGGGUGCUACAAGAGGUCAUGCACUUCUCAAGAAGAAGAGUGAUGCCCUAACUGUACAAUUUCGUCAGAUUCUUAAGAAGAUAGUCUCUACAAAGGAAUCAAUGGGAGAGAUUAUGAAAACCUCUUCAUUUGCCCUAACCGAGGCUAAGUAUGUUGCGGGUGAGAACAUCAAACAUAUUGUCCUUGAGAAUGUUCAAAAUGCUUCUCUUAAAGUUCGAUCCCGACAAGAGAAUGUUGCUGGAGUGAAGCUUCCCAAGUUUGAGUAUUUCACAGAAGCUGAGAGCAAGAAUGAUCUGACUGGCUUAGCCAGAGGUGGGCAACAGGUCCAACAGUGCCGUGCUGCUUAUGUGAAAGCAAUUGAGGUUCUAAUUGAGCUUGCUUCUCUUCAGACAUCAUUCUUAACACUUGAUGAGGCAAUUAAGACCACAAAUCGUAGGGUUAAUGCUUUAGAGAAUGUUGUGAAACCAAGGUUGGAGAAUACGAUAAGUUACAUCAAGGGAGAGUUGGAUGAGCUUGAAAGGGAGGAUUUCUUCAGGUUAAAGAAGAUUCAAGGUUAUAAGAAGAGGGAGAUACAGAGACAGCUUGCUGCUGCCAAGCAGUUUGCGGAGGAUCAGUUUGCAGAGAAGGUUUCCUUGCAAAAAGGGGUUUCAAUAAAUUCAGCUCAUAAUUUGCUAUCUGCAGCCAGGGAGAAGGAUGAAGAUAUUAUUUUUUAAUGAAGAGGUUAAUUAGUCCGUAUUUUCUUUCCUAGGAUUUGUAGGUUUCUUCUAUCUGGUGCUUGUUUGAUAGCGGGAAAUUCCUUGAAUUAUUUAGUGUUCUUGAAUAAAUGUUAUAUGUGUGUCUCUAGUUUUUGUGUAUUACUAUUAAUGGGCAGACAUUCACCUUUUCCUUUUAUGACAAUAAAGAUACACCAUUUCAAGGCUGUAAUGUAUUUUGCCUGAAUGGUCUUUUGUCGACCAAUGCUGUAUAUUUUGUGGAAGCUCUCACAGUAUGCAUAAAUAUAUCUGACAUCAUAUCAUCAUUACUGUCGUUC
Durio zibethinus is the source of this 1390-nucleotide messenger RNA. Its product is annotated as V-type proton ATPase subunit D-like. The record is from RefSeq and is a predicted model, not a curated record. Lineage: Eukaryota; Viridiplantae; Streptophyta; Magnoliopsida; Malvales; Malvaceae. Gene Ontology annotation, molecular function: proton-transporting ATPase activity, rotational mechanism.